This is a messenger RNA of Opisthorchis viverrini, 2385 nucleotides long. RefSeq lists its product as hypothetical. Bases 1 to 1827 code for a protein of 608 amino acids. Lineage: Eukaryota; Metazoa; Platyhelminthes; Trematoda; Opisthorchiida; Opisthorchiidae. The record is from RefSeq and is a predicted model, not a curated record. Gene Ontology annotation, molecular function: RNA polymerase II cis-regulatory region sequence-specific DNA binding; DNA-binding transcription factor activity, RNA polymerase II-specific. Gene Ontology annotation, biological process: regulation of DNA-templated transcription. The transcript has 13 exons.
AUGACCACAAUUGCGGCCAAUACCUAUCAGACGUUGUUUCCCGGUCAAACAGAAGUUUUCCUCAAGCACGAUGAAAAUGUCGUCUUGAGUCUGGAUAUGUCAAAUUCGCAAGAAACGACUGGUGCAACAUUUGUUCAGCAAGUUUGCCCAGUAACACUAAGUCAAGAGAACAGUGUCACUUCGGAGAACCUCACCGAAUUAAAGAACUCAGAAGCUCUUUCCGGUGGUAACAACACCAGAGGAUAUACUUGCUCCAUUUGCUACAAAUUCUAUCUCACCGAAGGCCAUCUCCAGGCCCAUUUGGACGCCGUUCACAAAGUCGCUCGGCGUUUUCAAUGCAGUUUUUGUGGCAAAGCUUAUGCGAAGAGUUUCCUUUUAAAGUCACACGUCAAAAGUGUCCACGAAAACAUCCGAGACGUAACGUGUACUAUCUGUGCGAAAGCGUUCUCCAAGCGAUCUGUUAUGCGAAGACACAUGAAAUCUGUACAUGCUGAAAAGAAAGAUUAUCACUGCACCUUGUGCCAAAAACAGUUCACAGAAAAGAAAAAUCUACAAAUGCAUAUUAAUGCUCUACACAAAGGUCUUCGCCCCUAUCAGUGUAGCAGUUGCUUGAAAGAAUUCGCCCGAAAAUGUGAUUUACUACGACACUCCAAUUCAGUGCAUCGAGAGUCCAAACCGUACAUGUGUCCCAUAUGUAACAAAGGAUUCCCACAAAAGUGGUACUUUGAGAGACAUGUUGCUUCUGUGCAUAAAACUAUCCUCUCCUCGCGCCCUCAGUCUCAACCGCAAUCAAAUCCGCUCCAGAUGCAACAAAUGCAGUCACCACCACCGACUCCACAACAACAACAGCAACAACAGCAGCAGCAACAGCAACAGCAACACCAGCAACAACAACAGCAACAGCAGCAGCAACAACAGACCCAUCCAAACCUCAUGGCUCCGCAGCAACAUUUUGCGUUUUUCCAGCCCCACGCCCAAGGGCAGACGAUGAAUUUACCGAUGGGCACAAUCAUUGCCGCUCCUGGAACAGGUGCAACUGCAAUGCCCGCUGGAGCCCAAGUUAUGAUGGUGGCACCAGGCGUGAAUAUGCCCAUGUCCACCUUUUUCUUUCAACCACACCAGGCUUCUCCGUUUGGGAACCAACAGAAUGCAGUCAUGCACCCCACUGCAGUCCUUCCAGCUGUCCCCACAUCACUUAUACCUCAGAACACUAUUGCAGCCCAGACAAGCCUCAUCCAAUCUCCGUUCGGAUUUACUCCCGUAACUAUGACCCAAACCAACUUAGGACACGUACAACCUGGUGCUUCACCAAAUCGACCCCAUAAGGAGUACCAGUGCGCCACAUGUCACAAGGUCUAUCCACGGAGACAGAGUCUUCAAGCUCAUAUCAUACAAGUCCAUACGGAUAAAAAACCCUACGAGUGUCACUUGUGUCACAAGGGGUUUGUGAGGCGUUGGGAUUUCUACCGACACGUGAAUUCUGUACAUCAAGAUAAUGCCACAAGUGCGAUCGAUCCUGACAAAACCGAAGAAUACCUGGCUUGGAUGCGUGGUCGACGCUCUUCGUUGGAUAUUAGCUGGGAAUGUCUGAACGCCGUACGUCCUGAACUGACUCGCAUCAAGCCCGAAGAGCCUCUGCAUUCUCAUCAGACUCUAAUUCAUCAGGUGCAGCAACAAACCCACUCCCAGCAACAACCUACAUCCCAGCAGCAGCAACAACAACAACAACAACAAGCCCAGCCAGCCCCGUCCGAUCCGAUGACAGAUCAGUUUCAAGCCCAGAACGACCUGAAUAAUAUGGUGACUCCAGAUCUCAACAAUCUUUAAGAUGGUUUAGCCUGUUUCUGUCCAUCCUCCUAAUACUGGACUUUACUCACGACUGUAUGUGUAUAUAUUAUGACACUUCUGACGCGUUGUAUAUAGAACUUAACCCUACAUUUCCACACGAGUCCUCCUUCAUGCACUCGCUAUGCACGUGUUCUCUCCAUCAAUUUCUUCGGCAUUCCUCGGAUAUUGAUGAAUGAUAGAUCUUCUGUGAUGUUGCUGUUCAGUCCGGCCGUCCUCUUGACGCACCUGGCUGGAGUUGGUUUGAUGUCCCGUUUUCUCCCUUGCAUUUUACGGAAAUUCGUUGCUUCUUCGCCCUUCUGUUCUUUGAAACACCCUCUCUCCCUCUCUAUACAUAUCCAUAAAAAGAACUUGUAAAGAUUUAUAUCCUACACUCCUCAUGUUGUGUAAACACUGUUUUGCAAAGAUCAGCUUGUUUAUCGGUGUGUGAGAUAGACCCCGUUUCUCCCUAUCGUUCUGGUUUAUUUCGACCCUGAGGUGACUAACACGCAUUUCGCAAUGUGAUUAUCUAUGUCGAUAAAACUAGUUUCUUAUGUCAGA